ACCACACAUCUGACUCCUCAAAGUGUAGAUAUGUUCGAUAACUCUAACUACCCCUUCAACUGUUUUAACUACGAUGGAGACGGAUACCCUUCCUCUAGCACUGACGAAGAGAAGAAAAUGUGUAGACCCGCAUACAGCUACAUCGCUCUGAUAGCCAUGGCCAUCCAGCAGAGCCCUGAGCAGCGGGUCACUCUGUCGGGCAUCUAUGAGUUCAUCAUGAAGAGGUUUCCGUACUACCGCUCAAACCAGAGAGCCUGGCAGAACUCCAUCAGACACAACCUGUCUCUCAACAGCUGCUUCAUCAAGGUUCCUCGGACAGAGGGCAAUGAGAAGGGAAAGGGAAACUACUGGACUUUUGCCACCGGCUGUGAAUCCAUGCUGGACCUGUUUGAAAAUGGAAACUUUCGGCGUCGCCGGCGCAGGAGGAACAUGAAAAUUGGCCUCCGUGAUUCAGGAGAAACCCCUUUCCACCCUUUGGAGAGCCACAGCAAUCAGGACGUACCUGCAGCUCGGCACCCCGAAUCCGACUCCACCCUCUGCCCUUUGAACCCUGAAAGGCCGAGGUCGGGUCCACAGCAAAACCAUCUCAUCCCAAACCCCACCCUGCAAGGGAAACCAGAGUCAGAGAUCAAGUUUAGCAUUGACUACAUCCUUUCCACUCCGGAUCCGCCUCUGUCUGGGUUCAGAUCCUCCCACGGCCCUGUGCACAUAGGGCCUGCAGGGCCGCCUAUACAUGUGCUGGAGCCGCAACACCUCAACCUGCACUUCUGGACUCUGUGAGCA
Seriola dumerili (greater amberjack) is the source of this 783-nucleotide messenger RNA. RefSeq names its product forkhead box protein L1 (gene foxl3). The transcript is spliced from 3 exons. Gene Ontology annotation, molecular function: RNA polymerase II cis-regulatory region sequence-specific DNA binding; DNA-binding transcription factor activity, RNA polymerase II-specific. The record is from RefSeq and is a predicted model, not a curated record. Gene Ontology annotation, biological process: anatomical structure morphogenesis; cell differentiation; regulation of transcription by RNA polymerase II. NCBI's taxonomy places the organism in Eukaryota, Metazoa, Chordata, Actinopteri, Carangiformes, Carangidae. Bases 31 to 780 code for a protein of 249 amino acids.